AUGAUGCUCUGCUGUCAUGUGGGCGAAGAGGGCUAAACCGAUGAGGAGCUCCUACUUGGUAUUACUUGAUUAGAUCUUGAUUUUUAUCAAAUGAAUACCACUUGUUUAUGACUUAAUAAAAAUAUCGCAGUGACCAGAACACAUGUUCGCCGUCUGAGCUACGUGUCCGGCCCGGACGAGGUGUCGCUGUCGAGCAGGAAUCAUCUGAAAUAAGUGAAUGACAGACCGCAGCAGAGAAUCCACGAUGGUGUUUGAACUGUCGACACACUAAGUUCUCCGAGAUAAAAGACAUCUGAUGAAAAAUCCCUGCGACGUGACAGAUUCCGGAAUGGAAGACAAGGCAAAUGGCUCUGUUGACACCAAAAGCCCCGUGGAGAAUGGUCAGAUGCCGGACCCUGCCAACUGGGGGGUCACUGACGUGGUCAAUUACUUCAAAGCAAGCGGGUUCGAGGAGCAAGCCACGGCUUUCCAGGAUCAGGAAAUCGAUGGCAAGUCCCUGCUCCUGAUGACGCGCAACGACGUCCUGACGGGGCUGUCGAUAAAGCUCGGCCCGGCACUGAAGAUCUACGAGUAUCACGUGAAGCCGCUGCAGACUCAGCACCUGAAGAGCAACGCCUCGUAGCAGCGCAGGCCUGUCCCGUCCCGACACUCACCUCAGUGACAAUCAUCAUGUCAGGAGAUCCCAGGUCAGCUGCCGCUUCACAGACUCCACUGGUGGCACAGCGGCACCAUAACAGGAUUCGAAUGCUGUAUGUUUUUUAUCAGCAUGGACCCCAAAAAUGCUUUGAGCCGGGAGUCCACUCCGCUGUUUACCCUUUCAGCCAUUCUUACCUUGGUGCUUGAGGUAUGUAUUUUAUUUUUGUGUGUGUGCGUGUGUGCGUGUGUGUGUGUGUGUGUGUGUGUUUUAUAUUAAAAAAGGACAUUUUGGGGAGGGGGCAGAAAUUUCUGCAGGUAUUAUAUUUUGUGUGCGUGUGUGUGUGUGUACAUAUGUUUGUGGGUGUGUGCAAAGUGAAUUGAAUGUUUGUUUGUUUUUUAAGUAUUUGUACUGUAUAUAAGAUAAUAUAGUUGAAAAGUGUGUAUGUUCUGUGUUACCUGAACACUUUGAUACACACAGAAAAUGAUUCUGAUGCAUCCCAGUUUGCCCUGAAAUCAUUUCUCACCCUCUAAACUGCGCAGCUGAGUCCACGAGUCGUCCUUAGCAUGUAACAAUGAAGCGUUUUGUUUUUACCCAGACACAAGGAACCACCUUCUUUAUCUCGGCUCGAGGCUCUUGACAUGAAAAUAUUUUUCUGUAUAUAUUCUUACUAUGUUCCUACCUGUGGUGCUUUCAGCAUUGUCACUCUGUCACAGCUGUACUGAAGUUUGUAUGAGUGUAUAUGUGCAACAUAACACUGGAGUUUUGAAUAUCUGAAUCAAAGAUUUGCAAUAAAUGGUGCUCUUUUCUCACCAAAGAACAA
Molecule: messenger RNA, 1457 nt
Organism: Scophthalmus maximus (turbot)
Lineage: Eukaryota; Metazoa; Chordata; Actinopteri; Pleuronectiformes; Scophthalmidae
Gene: samd13
Product: sterile alpha motif domain containing 13
Exons: 5
Coding region: 296-622 (108 amino acids)
Molecular function (GO): protein binding
Source: RefSeq, a predicted model, not a curated record